AUGGCAUCAUGUUUUAAAAUGGAAAACAAGUAAAUCAUUAUUUUGAAGGAGAAGCUCUUGCAAUCACAUAAUGUAGAUUAUAUGCUUUAAAAAAAUCAAGUAAUAAUAUUAUGAAUAUAAGGAUAUUCAAUAUUUGACUUUGUUUGGUGAAUAGGAUGUCAAAUUGAAUUUGCAUAAUAAUGAAUAUAUGCUUAAGUCUGCAGUUCUAUAAUUUGAUUCUCCAAAAUAUACUUAAACAAGUGUUAUCAAAGAUAUUAAAACUAUAAAAGAAUUAAUAAAAGGUGAAGAUUAUUCUUAAUUAAGAUAAAAAUUGAAUGAAAUUUUUGGUAAGAAAACUAGUGAUCCAUAAUAAUAAAUUACUAUCUAAUAGAUUUAAAAUUAAUAAUAAUAAUAAAAUAGUGUUAGAUAAAGAACUACAAGUAAUCAAGAUGAUACCAGUUAAUAAAAAAAGUAGAUAUUUCGUCGUAUUUAUGUUGCAAGAGAAAUAAAUAAAACUUAAAAAGAGCAACCAUCACUAGGAGAAAUCAAAAAAAUCAAUUACACACCGUUACGAAAUAGAUAGUCCCAUGUUAAAAUGAACAGUUCUAAUAUCAGACAGAGAAAUAUUGAUUAGAUAUAAUAAUAUUAGCAAUCUGAUGUCUAAUAAUAAUGUUUACCAAUUAUUAAAAGUUUUGUUAAUGUAGAAGAAUACUAAUAAUAAUUAGAGUAAAAGAAGAAAAAGAAAGAUCAAUGCUAGAAGAAACUGAUUUAAAAUAAGUUUAUUGAAUUUGAUAAAAUAUUGAAUUAAUUAAUAAAAUGA
Molecule: messenger RNA, 799 nt
Organism: Paramecium primaurelia
Lineage: Eukaryota; Ciliophora; Oligohymenophorea; Peniculida; Parameciidae
Source: the annotation of a GenBank genome assembly